AUGGCCAUAGUCCUGCCAUCUGUUAUUCAGGCAGCUCCGGCCGUUCCACUGGGACCUAACAUUCUGUCCCCAACCCACAACCCCGGUCAUGGCAUCCGCAUUGUGGACUUCCUCCUCAGCCCUUCGCUAUCCCCUUCCGACAAACGCAGACUCUUGAAGCAAGCCAUCAUCAGGGAACAAGCAGAAGCUGCUGCUUCUGGAAGAGGGGAAAAACACUCUACGCCAAGGCAUCCCGACGAUAACAAACGUCUGGAGAAACGCCAGAUGAGGAUAUGGAAAAGCAAGAAUGAUACUGCAGACAAGUCACUCCCAAGCGUGGCUAAAAUCCUUUCCGAGCUCAAAUGUGGAAAGAAGAAGGACACCGGAAAGGACAAACGCAACUACGAAGGCCCCCUUUCCGACGACGACGACGAUAUACUGAUCAGAAAGACACGUGGAGCCUUUGAACAGAAGACCGUUGUGGUUGACGAGAAGAUAAUGGUCAACGAGCCUCGCUAUCUCAGAAAGGAACAGAUGAUUCGACGGCCUACACACCCUGUCGAAUACAAGGAACACAGAGGGGAGAACAGCAAGCUAUGA
This is a messenger RNA of Fusarium sp. VM40, 579 nucleotides long. The record is from the annotation of a GenBank genome assembly. Lineage: Eukaryota; Fungi; Ascomycota; Sordariomycetes; Hypocreales; Nectriaceae.